GCCGGCGCGGCGGAGGGGGCGACUGGCGCCGCGGGAGUUGGGCGCCUGGCUGCGGCGCGGGCGGGCAGGCGGGUCGAGGGACGCGAUGCCGACCCCGCCGCCGCCGCCGCCGCCGCCUCUUCCUCGCCGGCCGGGGCUGCGCCGCCGGGGCUGAGCCGCCCUAGAACCGCGAACCGAGCGGCCGCUGGGCGCGCCAGCAGCGCAGGAGGAUGGGCUGCGGCGGAAGCCGGGCGGAUGCCAUCGAGCCCCGCUACUACGAGAGCUGGACUCGCGAGACGGAGUCCACAUGGCUCACCUACACCGACUCGGACGCGUCGCCCAGCAACGCCACCCCGGACAGCGGCCCCGAGGCGGGCGGCCUGCACGCAGGUGGGCUGGAAGAUGGCAUGUCCUCCAACAGUGUGCCCCGAUCGACAGCCCCAAGUGGAAUAUCCAACCCAGAGAAGAAGAUGAGCUGUGGGACCCAGUGCCCAAAUCCCCAGGGCCUCAGCUCAGGCCCCCUGACCCAGAAACAGAAUGGCCUCCGGACCACAGAGGCUAAAAGAGACACUAAGCGGACGUCUGGAAAAGAAGUCACCAUUAACGUCGCAGACAGCAUCCGACAGGUGGACAGAAGUCGAAGAAUCACAAAGAACUGCGUCAACUAGCAGAGUGUUCAGCCAGUUGAAGGGCAGAGGGACUUCUUUGGUGCCCUUCACAUCCUGGACCCCAUCACGGAACCUUGAAGACGUGGGUAGCCCUUGCUGUGUGGGAACGCUGCUGAGUGCCUUGGGAGACUGUCUUAGCCUGUUGGGACGUUCUCAGCCUCCUAUUUAUCACGUAAAUGUAUUGGCAGAGUACUCCCAUAGGGUAAUAAACUGCAAAUGUAUGUUCAGUUUGCCCCUUGCAACUGCUGCAGUGUGGUCUGAUGGAAAAGUGGCGAGCAAAAGCACGGGCCAGUUUAGGAAACAGAAAAGUAGAAGGGGUAGGUUCCUGGCUGAAAGAGGCACAGUCGGUUCUGAGCUCUCCUGGCCAUGGUCGUGCGCACUGUUUCAGGCAAGCUUAUUCUUUCAUUCUUCCUUUUUGAAAUACCACCAUCUCAAAGCUUACUGUGUUCACUUAAACGUUGGCUUUCACCCAACUCUAAACCCACAUGUAUGAGGAAUCAAGAAACAGGAAAACUCUCUGUUACCCUUGUUUCCUUAGCUCAGGAUGAGGUGGAUUCAGAUCCAAUUUCACACAAACUAACCCCACCAACACCCAUGGUAUGUCCCAGGGAGGGCCUCUGUAAUACAGUCACACCCAUUUCUCUCUCAUCUGCUUUCAGCAUCCCCCCAGGCCAGGGUCCACGUCAGCCUCUGAACCAUAGUAUCACGGUAGUGGUCACCUCGGAGCCCUCAGGGUUCAGCAGACAUUGCAUUUUUCCAGCUUUCCACUUCCCUUUGCUUGUGUUCUUGAGUGUUUUUUCUCACCAAUAAGGCCAUUUGCAGUUGUUAAUCAAAGACCAGGCUCACAAGAGGGAGAAAAUCUGGAACAUGUUGGCUUCCCUUUGGCCUCUCUGCACAGCCCAGGACUGUGUCAUUUGGUAUCUGCAAAGGAAUUGCUUUAAAAAGUCAGUAACUAGUUGGUGUGCGUUCACAUGGACAUUAGAUCCACAUGCACUGUGUUAGAAAUCUGUAGCUGAGGCAGUAAAAAAAACAAAAUUGGUAGGAAUAAAAUUUUCUAGCAUUUCUUUAAACAUGUUAAGGUGGAAGUAUUUUCCUCCGAAGUAAUGUAGCGUGAUUUUUCAAGGACUGUCAACAUGCCUGGAAUUAGGAAAGGUAGGACUAAAGUUGUACCGAAUGAUACCAAUAAACUCCAUGUUUAGCAGAAAUAGGUAGUCUGAUGGUGUGUAUUUAUCUAUCAUAGUCCGGAGAAGUUUAAAAAUUCAGAUACUUGGCCUCUUUACCUGCCAACUCUGUUAUUCCUCAAACACAAGUGGGCAAUGUCCGUCCCUUCCUUCCUUCCCUCCUUCCUUCCUUCCUUCCUUCCAUGGAUUGUGUAUUUAUUCAGUAAACAUUAAAUGCCAACCCUGUGUCAGGCACCGUGCAGGUGCUGAGAGAUCUGGAGUCUGGCCAGUCACGGUUGUAUAUCCUGAAUUUGACGGUGAACUUAAUAACUAGGGGCCUGGCUUAGACGCUGGGGUAUAGUGUAUGGUGUGAAUUGCUCUGCAGUGUAAUUUUAAUUUUAUAGCCAGGAUAGGUUUCUGUCCUAAACUCCAGAUAUGGGCAUUCUCCUAAUCACUGUCCAGGCCUUUACUGUGCACAAAACUACACUUUCCCAAACCUUUGUCAUUUUGUGAUUCUUUGAGAAAGGGCUUUUAGGGAACUUCAUGUUCCGAAACUUUUAAAUAUAAUAAUAAAGCAAAACCUGUGACUUCCAUGACCCCUCUGGUAUGAUUCAGCAGGAGCCACCCACUGCCAAAGUUUGGCAUUGAUCCUGCAAGUCCAAGGGCUUGCUGUCCCAGGGCACCUGCACUGUGUUUUUGUGCAGAGUGUUUCUUCACCAGUCACUAGCUAACCUCGUUCCUCUUUGCAACUUUGUUUUUGCAUCACUUAACUGCAGCUCCUUGUUUGGAAUUUAUCAACUUGAGAGGGUGUCUCUGUCUUAUAUAGAAACAGUUUCUCACUUCUGGAGGAGAGGAGAAUGAAGGGCAUAUAUGAUCCUCCCCUCUCCAGAACAAUCUGGAUUUCACCAAGACCAGAAGUUAAACCGUGUUACUGGAAAUUCAUCUGGCAACUUUUUCAUGUGUGUAUGAUACAGGAAGCGAUUCUUACCGUCCUAUUAGCAUAACACUUUCUAUUGCAAAGUUUGUGUCAGUAAAGUCAUCAAUUUCAAACACACGGACAGUUACAGAGAAUCUUUACUGGAAUGUUAAAUUUGUGUGUAGAGCUGGUUAGAUUUUUUGUUUCUUUCAAACAAAGGGCUUUUAAGUGAAUCCUCCAAAAAGCCUUGUGAAAUAGGUAAGGGGAACACAAUUAGCCCCCAUUUACAGUUUAAAAAGUAUUUAUGGUCCACGCAUCCAGUAAGUGGCGGAGCAGGGAUUCAAGUGAGGGAAGUUUGCUGGCACAUCCAGUGCUUUUUCUACUGUAUAAUAUGAGGCCUUUCCCAGCAGGAAGGUCUGGCGUGGCUGGGAGAUUCAUUUGGAGGGGAAUUGCCACGGAGCUGAGAUUAAGCUGGGCACGAAUCUAAGAGGGUGACAACAGUGACAAGAGAGGGCUGGUGAGCUCCUGGGGCAUUUGGGUUUGGCCAGGCUCCCUUCUCCCUCCAGAGAUGGUGACCCUGACCUAGUGUGAGAGGCAUCUUCCGUGAAGGUCAGAAAGAGGAGAGACUUUAGGAUUCAGAGGAGAUUGAAAUUGCCCCCCUCAGAAGAGCUGCUAAGAGACGGAAGCCAGGGCAGCCACUUCUGCCAACACCCGAGCCCUCUCUGGGUGCCCAAGUGAAGGGCUGUACCUCCUCAUCCUUUCCCGGCUGUCACCCCCCCCCCCAGUGAUCCCACCCGACCCCCACCUCCCAGGCCACCUGAACACGCUGCUGCUUCCACUCCCUGUCUAAGCCCUGCUGUUUACGACCCUCACCAGCCCUGCUCACUGGCUGCCCCACAUGCCACAGAAAUGUAUCCCAUCCUUAUUUGCUCCCCUAAGUAGGGUUCACAAAACUGUCAGCCCUGCUGAACCAGAUGGCAGGUGUGCUUUGUUUGGCUGUUAACGGUGUUAAAGCUUGAGAAUGUCACAGAAAAGUCAGCUCUGGCAGAGACGCCUGGUUUAGAACUCCAGUAUCUAUUCUCCUCUUCCUCCUGCCCAUUUAGAAUAAAGAUUAUACUUUCUAGCUUCCUUUAAAGUUAGGAGUAGCUACAUUAUUAAGUUCUGGCCAAUGAAAUGAAUGACGCUUGGAAGAUUCCAGGAAGUCUCCUUAUAAAAGAAUGAUCAGGCCCUUUCUUCCCCUUUUUCCCUCCUGCUUCCUGGAAUGAGGAGGUAAUGGCUGGAGUCACAGCAGUCCCCAGGAUCAUGAGGUAACCUUGGGAAUGGAAGACAUGCCACGCUGAGCAACAAGUUAGAAGAAGCCCGGAUCCCUGAUUCCACUGAGUCUCCAUGAGCCCAGGACCAUACACCCCAGACCUCUUUUUGUGAGAGAGAAAUAUACUUCUACCUCAUUUAAGCUGCUUUUUCAGGUCAUUACUCACAGCCAAACCUAAUUCGAAUUAAUAUACAAACUUUAUCUUCUUUUGAAAACUUGGAAGAUCUUUCAUCCUUGGGCCCUUGUCAUCACUCACAUACAGUAAGCCAGAGCUGAUAAGGUUGUGUUAGCUGAAGUUGGGGGUCUCCAGCUCAUGAGGGCCCCCACCACUCACUGUGGCCGGCACACGGCAGCCUUCCCAUUUGUUACCUGCUGGAGCCCUGAGACAUUUGUGUUUGCAACCCCUGCUCCAAACUGUGUUCCCAAUAUAUUGUUUUCAUGUUCUUUUUAGGAGUCAUCAAAAUAUAGAAGGUCCUUUUACCCCAUUCCACAUUCUGGAAAGUCAAUCUCAGGAGAAUUUUAUGUGUAGGCAAACUACAAACAUGAUUUAAUGGUUAACAUUCUAUAUUCACUUCCCCUUUCACUUACUCCAUACAUAUUUACCAAGAAGUUUAAUGUGUCAGAACGUGGGAUAUGGUGAGGAAUAAAAUAGACUUGUACCCUGCCCUCGUGGAGCUGGUGUUCUAGUGGAGAAAACAGACAAUAACGACAUAAAGAAAGAAAUUAUUACGAUAAUUUAAGGUGGUGAUGAAUGCUGAAAAAUAAUGUUAACAGGAGAAUGGAUUGGAGGGAGGCAGGAAUGGAAGCAGGGACCAUUUAGGAGGCCACUGCAGCAGCCCUGGGGAGAGAUAUAAAGAACAGAAUAAUGGUUGUGAAGAUGGGUAGAAGUGGAUGGGUGCUGAGUACAUUUUGGAAAUAGAAACAUUAAGAUUUGCUCAUGGUUGUAGGAAAUGAAGAGAAGGGACAAACCAAUGUGAUUCCUAAGUUUUUUUUUUUUUUUUUGAUCAACAGAGUUCUUGGUAAGAUAGUAUAAGACGAAGUGAAAAAACUUGUUUGGGUUUUUUGACAGGGUGGGUGGCUCUCUCAGCUGGGCCAUGUUUACCAACCUGCCUUGCUGUAAGUUCCUAAACUACUUCAGCAAUAUUUAAUUCUCCUUAAAUUACUUCAAAUUGUUCCUUAAAACCAUCCCUGAUGGAAGACCAUAAAAGCCAGCAUCAGAAGGGAUGUAUACUUAAUUCUCUUGGGAAUAUGGAACAGUGAAACGGUCCUGACAUUAUCAGACAAUGGAUCACCCAGAUUGCAACCCAGCAGAGAGCUAAGUCUGGGCACGUAUUGCCAGAGCGAGCAUUGCAGUUUUAAUUUCUUAACUAGACCUUCUCCAGGUAGGACUUCAUGUUAAAAGGAAAAGGGGUAAAUAAUAUUGCCCUUUCUGAUCCAAAUAGCCGUUUUCAUAACAUCGCCGUGUGCCAGGGAGGUGGCUGAAUUUGUUCGCUUUUUAAAUUUUAUUAUCCAGAGAAAGUCUCCCUCUGUUCUAAUAGAUAAAUCAACCAUGGGAUGGCCUCUGAAACAAGGGGCUGCAGCCAGCCAGCCAGGAAAAGCAGAGAAGACAGGCUUCAGGUGCAGGAGACAAAUCCUAACCUGGCAUCUAACAGCUUUGUGCCCUGGGGCAAAUGGUGGAGCCUCUCAGGGGAAAUAAUAGCAUCUUUCUGAGAGUGUGUUGUGAGGAUUAAGUGAGAUAACACAUGUAGAUAACAUACUGUGUGCCACGUAAUAAUAAUCACGGCCCUGUGCCAGGUACAGUGCUUGGUGUGUCACACACACGACUUGUAAUCAAUAAAGCUGUCCCGCCACAUGAGCCUUGUUAGCCCCCCUUUACAGAUAAAAGGAAUGGAGACUAGAAGGUCAAAGGCUAUGCAGCUACUAAAGGGCAGAGCUGGGAUUUGAACCUAUGUCUGCCUGUCUGGGAAAACCCCUGCUCUGGCCACUGCACCAUGAGUAAGUACCUAGAAUGUGUUAAUCUUCUUCCUGUCAUGAUGGAUGGCAAGUGACUUCACAGCUCUUUUUAUAGCACUGGUGUCUCAGCACCACCAAGUUGUCCGUGUUAAUGCCAGGAUCAAUGACAGCACCCUGGAUACAAAUCUGUGAAAUUUCAUCAUUGUUUCUUUUAAACUUUUUUCUUAACAGCAGCAAAGGCAGUAGCCAUCUUUUGGUUGUGCCACAAUAUUAAAAUUCCUCUGAAGGUAAUACUAGUAAAUUUGGGGGUCUUUCUAAAACGUAUUGCAAACCUAAGUAUUAUAGAUCUAUCAUAGUAAUCCCUCCUUCCUCUUUGUUCUAGAAUAGGAAGAUGAAGGCCUGGGCUAGCUGGGUCCCCCAGGAGAAAGGGCAGCAUUGUGACUUAUAGAAAGGGAUGAAAUGGAAUAGAAUUAGUUUCUAGUGGAAAAAAACAAUUAGCAGGUGGAAAAGAAUUAUGAUUGCUUAGCACUGACGGUUGGCAACAUGGCUGCACAUUGGAAUCACCUGGGAAGCUUUAACGACUAUUCAGGCCUGUUCCCUCCCCCAGAGAUUCUGAUUUAAUUGGUCUAGGGUGCAACCUGUAUAUUAAGACGUUUCAAAACUCCCAAGAGGGUUCAAAUGCGCAUUUAGGAUUUAGAACCAGUGCCUUAGCAGAUCACAGAAUUAGUGUCUCCAAAACUCUCUGAGAGGGUCUUAAAUCAGACUCCCUGGGUUUGGAUCCUGUUUUCACCGCUGACUAGGUUUAUGGCCUUGGGUAAGUCGUUUAAGCUCUUCAUGUUCCUGUUUGCCUGUUUAUAAAAUGAAGCUAAGAGUAUCUCAUGGUGUUACUGACCAGGGUUCUUGGCCUCCUUAAACAAUAGAAAUUGACAAGAGACCAGACAAGAAAUUCAGGCAAGGCUUUACUGGGGCUCCUGCGUCAGCAGGGUGGAGCCAGAACAAGUAGCAGGUUCCCCUGCUUCCUCCCUGAAG
Molecule: messenger RNA, 7017 nt
Organism: Delphinapterus leucas (beluga whale)
Lineage: Eukaryota; Metazoa; Chordata; Mammalia; Artiodactyla; Monodontidae
Gene: BAALC
Product: BAALC binder of MAP3K1 and KLF4
Cellular component (GO): cytoplasm
Source: RefSeq, a predicted model, not a curated record